This is a messenger RNA of Fraxinus pennsylvanica, 609 nucleotides long. The record is from the annotation of a GenBank genome assembly. NCBI's taxonomy places the organism in Eukaryota, Viridiplantae, Streptophyta, Magnoliopsida, Lamiales, Oleaceae.
AUGGUCACAGCAGAGCCUUUUCUCUCCACUGACAGUCUGAACCACACAAAUUGCAAUCCCAAACCUAACUCCGCCCCUCCACUUGCUCUCUCGAACCGCCACACGGCUGAGAUGAACGAAGGCGGCAACAUGAACGGGAUGGGCGGCGGCCACAUGAAUGGAAUGGAUGGCGGCAUGGGUAUGGCGCCACCGCCGGGUGUCUUCAACCCCCGCCACAUGAUGAUGCACAUGACCUUCUUUUGGGGAAAAAACACCGAGAUAUUGUUCAGCGGCUGGCCGGGAAACAACAACUCCGGCAUGUACGCUCUCGCCCUGGUGGUGGUGUUUCUCCUGGCGGUUAUCGUCGAGUGGCUCUCGCACUGUAAUUACAUCAAAGAAAGCUCCAAUCGCAUAGUGGCGGGGCUGCUUCAAACCCUAAUGUACGCUAUAAGGGUUGGUUUGGCCUACAUGGUGAUGCUGGCCGUCAUGUCUUUCAACGCCGGCGUUUUUCUGGUUGCAAUCGCCGGCCACACCGUGGGAUUCUUCAUAUUUGGUAGUAGAGUUUUCAAGAAACCAUUGCCGCAGGCUGGUUACGUGAAAGCCUCGGAUCUUCCUCCGAUGAGUUGCUGA